Thermochaetoides thermophila DSM 1495 is the source of this 822-nucleotide messenger RNA. RefSeq names its product putative monocarboxylate transporter protein. Gene Ontology annotation, biological process: transmembrane transport. The transcript is spliced from 2 exons. Lineage: Eukaryota; Fungi; Ascomycota; Sordariomycetes; Sordariales; Chaetomiaceae. Gene Ontology annotation, cellular component: fungal-type vacuole membrane. The record is from RefSeq and is a predicted model, not a curated record. The coding region runs from base 1 to 822 and encodes 273 amino acids. Gene Ontology annotation, molecular function: transmembrane transporter activity.
AUGACCUCCAUUUGUAAGGAAUACUGGCAGUUCGUGCUGGCGCAGGGGAUACUAUGUGGGAUUGGCAUGUCCAUGCUGCAGGUUUCUGCCUUUGCGGCGGUGUCGCAGUACUUCCAACGAAAGCGGGCCGCUGCACUGGGCAUCGUCGUGUCUGGCUCCAGCAUCGGCGGCAUCGUCUUCCCUAUUGCCUUGUCCAAAAUGCUCAAUGACUCGCCGCUCUCCUUUGGCUGGUCGGUGCGCAUCAUGGCGUUUAUCGUUAUGCCCUUUCUGCUGUUUGCUGCGGCGACUGUCGUACCGCGGCUACCGCCGAGACAGACUCAAUUCUGGAUUAAGGAUGCCUUCAAGGAGGUCAAGUAUCUUCUGGUUAUUUUCUGCUUCUUCCUCACCGUGAUCGGAAUGCUGUUCCCUUCAUUCUAUCUCCCGACGUAUGCCGUGUCUACGGGGAUGAACCCGACUCUGGCAUCAUACCUUCUAGCCAUCCUCAAUGCAGCUUCAACGUUUGGCCGCAUCAUCCCUGGCAUUAUUGCCGACAAAUACGGGAGACUGAAUGUCUUUGGCCUCGGCGGGUUGAUGACGGGCAUUCUGGUGCUGAUCAUGACGACCGUGAAGAGUACUGCAGCACUGGUGUUGUAUGCUGUUGCGUUCGCCUUCUUUUCGGGGACCAUCAUUUCUGGAGCAUCAGCUGCCUUCUCAGUUUGCACAGACAAUCUACAAAACCUGGGUACGUACAUGGGGAUGGGCAUGGCUUUGGCAUCGACUUCGUCGCUGGUUGGGCCGCCGGUUGAUGGCGCGCUGUUUGACAGAACGAGGGCGUGUGGUUAG